AUGGUGAAUUUCGCCCAAGCCGUGCGUGAACACUGGGUUCACAUCCUGGUUCCCUUAGGAUUUGUGAUUGGAUGCUAUUUGGACAGAUGGAAUGAUGAAAGAUUGUCUGCCUUCAGAAACAAGAGCUUAUUAUAUAAAAGGGAGUUGAAGCCUGGUGAAGAAGCAACAUGGAGAUAAAAGCUGAUGAUGAAAAGGAAGACAUUUUUGUUUGAUUCAUCAUCUUACCUUACAUAUUGAAAGAACAGGAAUAUGGAUUUUACCCUGAGAGGAUACUACAGUAAAGGACAUCUGCAAUUCAUCAGUGCUAGUUUAAUUUCUGGUGUUACUUUUUGAAGUUGAUUUAAUUACAUGACUGAUAUGUGUUCAGGAAUUCCAUUAGUCCAUAAGCAUUGAGAAAAUUUUCUUUCCUGCUCUGGAUGGGAGAGGAAGAACUAUAGAAUAAACUAUGCAAAAAUCA
Molecule: messenger RNA, 457 nt
Organism: Passer domesticus (house sparrow)
Lineage: Eukaryota; Metazoa; Chordata; Aves; Passeriformes; Passeridae
Gene: NDUFB1
Product: NADH:ubiquinone oxidoreductase subunit B1
Exons: 2
Coding region: 1-177 (58 amino acids)
Cellular component (GO): mitochondrion
Source: RefSeq, a predicted model, not a curated record